This is a messenger RNA of Oreochromis aureus, 3154 nucleotides long. RefSeq names its product methyltransferase like 11B (gene ntmt2). NCBI's taxonomy places the organism in Eukaryota, Metazoa, Chordata, Actinopteri, Cichliformes, Cichlidae. The transcript is spliced from 4 exons. Gene Ontology annotation, biological process: N-terminal protein amino acid methylation. The record is from RefSeq and is a predicted model, not a curated record. Bases 176 to 1054 code for a protein of 292 amino acids. Gene Ontology annotation, cellular component: cytoplasm. Gene Ontology annotation, molecular function: N-terminal protein N-methyltransferase activity.
CUCUGCCGGUUAUUUGAACACUGGCAGAGACUUGUUGAACACUCAGCUAGACAGAUAUAGCAGCAGCUGGAGAAACAGUAUCCUAAACGGGCACCAUAGUAUUCAGUCUUUUAGACUUCUCUGCUGUACCAUUGCUCUUCAAGAUCUUUCUGGAUAAAAAGACCAACAGGACAAAAUGGAGAUUACACUUGAAAAUGACAAUAACAGCUCCUCAAACUUUGAGUACAAGGGUGCUCACCAGGCAUUCAGGGACCGCUGGAAAGGGACAGAUGACACCAUGUGUCGCCACAGCAUGUCCUUUCACCUACACCACACACUGAGGAGUGAGUUCUUUGCCAGCUACCUGUACCUGCUAGAGAAGACUCCGCUGGUGAAGCUGUUCCCGGUCACCUGCGAGUACAUCAAAGGAGAGAAACAGUUCUACUACAGAGCUCAGAAGUUCUACGAGGAUGUUCCUGCCUCAGAGGAGGGCAUGAUGGGAGAUUUCGUAGAAAUAUCCAAUGUUGAUCUGGAAGGUUCCCUUCAGUUUUUGAAGAGGUUCGUGGGGCCCGGUAAGGCGGGCACCCACUGUGCUCUGGAUUGUGGCUCUGGGAUCGGGCGGGUAGCCAAAGGUGUGCUCCUUCCUGUGUUUGAGAAACUGGAGAUGGCAGACAUGAUGGAGCACUUCCUGCUCCAUGCACAUGAGGAGUACCUGGGUGACGAUGCUGACCGUAUUGAGACCUACUACUGCUACAAUCUGCAAGAAUUCACACCUCCACAAAACAAGUAUGAUGUCAUAUGGAUGCAAUGGGUGGCAUGCCACCUAACAGACAAGGACCUGAUGAACUUCUUGUUUCGCUGCAAAAAGAGUCUGCGUCCAAAUGGUGUUAUCAUAAUCAAGGAUAAUAUGGCUAGGCAAGGCUGCAAGCUGGACCCCAUCGAUAGCAGCAUUAGCCGCCACCUGGACAUCAUGAAGACCAUCAUUGCCAAGGCUGGACUGGAGGUCCUGGCUGUUGAGAGACAGGGAGGCUUCCCUGAGAUCAUUAUGCCUGUCUGGAUGAUUGCUAUGAAAUAGAAGAGACAAUUUUAGUGCAAACAGCUUAAGCUUGUGGUUUGCUUUAAAAACACAAAGGAAAAUUCAGCUCAUAGCUGAAUUCACUUGAUAUUUCAGGAUUUUUUUCUGCUGUUUUGCUGAAAAGCAGAACAACAUAGCUAGAAAUCUUAGCAGUGUAAUCCAUCUAUUAAUGUUGAAAAAGCAAUGUGGACAGCAUGAUGGCAACAAAGGGGAUUUUAUGGAGACUGGGACAUUUUUUUCUUAAGGCCACAGUAUACCCAAGACAGAAGCAUCCCGUAUGUCAGCAGAUUCAUACUUUGAUCUCUUUAUAUCUUUAUGACAUCAAUGAUCUUGACCUUAUGGUUCAGACUAAAACAAUGGAAUAACAUGCAUCCUUAUUUACUACUGGAGUUUAGUUUAAGUUUUUAACUAAAUCAAACAUCAACACCAAAUAUGGAUCAUUUAAGAUUUAAAAACGUUGCACAAACUUGUAAUAUGUAUAUCGAUACAUUGUCUGGAAAAUGGCAUAUUGUUUUUUCUUUUUUAAAUAAUUAUUCCACACCAAUCUAGAUUGGAACUCAAUAUGGAAGUUAUGUGUAAACCUGGAUUGCAUGCAGUGGUACGGUGGCCCCUAGAGACAAAGCACGUACAAACUCCAAAACACGUACGACCUCCGAAGCUCGUACAAACUCCAAAGCACAACGGAAGUGCUCCAUGACACUAGGGGCAGUGUUUAGCUUGAUUUGCAAAAUAAAUGGCAAGUUUCUUGCAAACACAUGGAGUUGGAUACCGGCGGGAAACAGCUGCAAUGAUAGAACAACCACGCUUUCUAAGAAAGGUAAUGUGCAAACUGUUGUUUGUCUGAUUUGUUUUUAAUUACUAUGAACGCUUGGUUUAUGGUGGAGUCAAAUCUGACGUUAGCUAACAGUCAGUGUGCUUUGUUUAGAGAGAAGCUCAACACUGCCCCUAUUGUGCUGGAACUCUUCCAUUGUGUUUUGGAAUUUGUACUUGCUUUGUCUCUAGGGGGCACCAUAAAGAACCAGAAAAUGCUGUAGAGGUCAGGCACCUAGCUUGGGCAAGCCUAUUCCUCAGAACAAUUUUUAACUUUUUAGCCAAGCUAACCUUAUCAUAGCUUCAGUCCAGUCAAAGUUAACUGUUUGCAUAAAGUAAUAUGAUAAAUGCAGAGCAGUAUGCCAUUCAAAACAGCAUCAAACUAGAAUGCUACAUUGUUAUAACAAAGUGGAAAUUUACAAAUGAAUCACAUCCCAACUGGGAGUAUUUUCAUUUCUCAGUUUAAUUAGUCAUUGUGAUCUGCGUGUAAAACAGGGAUGACAGAUCUCCGUCUGAAAUUACAUAGACUCUUACAGCACAUGUUGGCAUGUUUAUAGAGCUGAUGUGGAGACAGUUUAGUCGUUUGGGGGGGGAAAGCAACAAUAGAUAUUAAUUUUAAAAAAAGAAAAAACCAAGCACACUCAAGGAUUGCAACUCCCCCCGAAGGGCAAGGGUAAUACUAAAACUCUGAUAUUUCAUGCUGAUGUUAGCAUUGGUCCCCAAUAAUGACAUCUGCAUUGGUUUCAUAGAUCAUUUGUGCUGAUGUCAGCAUUGUUAACAUGGAAAUCUAGUGUAAUAUACCAAUUUUUUCUGUUGUAUUGUAUUGUUGCAGACUUUCGAGAGUUCCCUCAAGUAAUCCUAUUGUAUAGAUGCUAGUUGUUUUUUUCUGUGUAGGAAGGGCUCAUCUGUGUAGUUUCUUGACAAACAGUUUCAGUGGAAGGAGGCAGAAUCAGAUAAGCUCUCCAAAUCUCGAUCAUAGUUAUUUAUUUCUGAAUAUCACCACAGAUAUUGUCUGGCUGGACUGACUGUAAUCUGAGUGCAAACUGCAAGACAUUUACAGUCCUUAAAUUUAUUUUUAGACCUCCUCUCUUUGUUAAAAUCCUUAUUAAAAAUAAUAAACUGAAUUCAUUUUUAUAACCAAAUCUGAGCAGACACACUAGAGUUCUCUAGGAAGUACAAAAUUGAUCAAACACAACCACUAAAACCAUUUUUCUUCUGUUCAGUGUAGUCAGUUGUAAAUAUUUUUGCUUUUGUGUAUUUUUUUUAAAUAAAUUAUCAUGUAAUAUUGCA